Messenger RNA from Chenopodium quinoa (quinoa), 2189 nucleotides. RefSeq names its product transcription factor bHLH111-like. The coding region runs from base 17 to 919 and encodes 300 amino acids. The transcript is spliced from 9 exons. Gene Ontology annotation, cellular component: nucleus. Gene Ontology annotation, molecular function: protein dimerization activity; DNA-binding transcription factor activity, RNA polymerase II-specific; RNA polymerase II cis-regulatory region sequence-specific DNA binding. The record is from RefSeq and is a predicted model, not a curated record. Gene Ontology annotation, biological process: regulation of transcription by RNA polymerase II. Lineage: Eukaryota; Viridiplantae; Streptophyta; Magnoliopsida; Caryophyllales; Amaranthaceae.
AACAGGCUUAAUAAUUAUGAUCAUCCACACUUUCUUGUGUUGCUUAUCAGCUUCAAGGUUUGUGUGUAACGAGAUGAAGUGCUUACAAAACCACAAUCUUGGCGAAUCGAUUGAUGGAUUUCAAUCUUCCAACUCAGAGUUCUCUAUGAUGAUGGGCAGUAACAUCAAUAACAAUGGUUAUAUUGGAACUGGAAUUGAGAAUGAUUAUAUGCAGCAAAUUAAUUAUGGAAGCAUGGAUGUUCCCUCGCAAUUUUCGUACAUUUCACCAGUUGCAUAUUCAUCGUUGAUGCCUACACCAAUAGAAAAUCUCAGCCUUGCAACUCCUCCUCAUUUGUUGGAUUAUCGUUGGAACUUACCUUGUGAUGACUCUAUUAAGAAUGACAUUCUUUUGGCUCAACCUUACAAACCUACAAUUAAAGAUGUUAGAAAAAGUGUUACCGGGGCUAAACUUGCACAAAGAAAUAGUGUUCUCGGUAACAAGGCAAGCCUUGAAGCAUUGAGAGCUAAUAAGAAAAGAAAGGUGAUCGAACAAUUUGUCGAUACAAGAAAAUACAAGAUGCAGGCACCAGUUAAGAGAAGCCAAAAGUUAAGCGAAAAAAUUUCUGCUCUUCAAGAACUUGUAUCUCCUUACGGAAAGACGGAUACUGCUUCAGUUCUUCAAGAGGCUUGUAUCUAUAUCAAAAUAAUUCAUCAAGAAAUUCGGAGGCUAAGCAUAUCAUAUUUUGAGCUUAGGUCAGCACUUCAAGCACAGUUUCAGGGUGAUGCAGAGAGGCAAAGUGACCUACAAAGUAAAGGACUAUGCUUGGUUCCAGUAUCAACUAUGAAGAGUAUUACAAGAGAAAGCUGGGUAGUUGAUCAUCAGACUGCAUCAAGGACCUUCAAAAGAUCUACAUAUGAAUUAAUUGAUUCAUCAUCAUAGAUAGUACAUUUAUACACAAAAUUAUAUCACAUAGUUUUGAAUACAUUAUUCCUGUAUUUUUCAUUUUUCCUCGUUUCUUUUGGUUUCUAUACAAUACUCUAUUAAGUGUUGAUUAAUUAAAAUUAAUAAAAUAUAGCUUUUUUCAUUUCUUUCUUUUUUUUUUCUAAUUUUUAUUGAGGGAAUGCAUUAUCAGUAUUUAAAAUAUGAUAAUUAAAGGAUUGCUCAAUUGAGUUAAUACCUGCAAAGCUAUUACUCUGUUUUUAUAGGAUUAUUUUUCUUUUUUAUUUUUUUUUAAAAUUAUUUAUUUAGGUUAUACGAGGUGUCGAGGUCUUAUAUCGUCUAUUAGAUAAUAGAAGUAUUAUCUAAUGUCUAUCUAUAGACAUUAGAUAAUACUUCUAGACCUAGAAUGUCUCUGAAGGGUGAAGGCAAAACUCUAUUUAUAGACAAUACUCUGUAUAAUACCCUUUUUAUUAUUUUAAAAUAAGUAAAAUUUCAUAACCCAUGUGAAUUAACUCAAUUAAGCAUCAAGACAGAUAAACCAAUUUUAGGGGUGUGAGUAAAACUUUCUAUUAGGGGCAUGGAUGGAUCAUACAUUUUUUCAGUAGAUCGAGUCACAAAAAACAUAAUAGGUUAUUGGCAUUAAGUGAAACAUAGCCAAAUGUAUUAUCGUUUUAAAGCAUAAUUAUCAAAGAUUGUAAAACCACUAGCAGUAGUAGCGGAAGCCCUCCAACAACUCAAUGGUUACUGAUCUUUUUUUUCUGUAGAUGCCUAGACACAUCAAUAUAUCAUACCUUACUCUAUCCCAGGAUCUACAGCGUAUCGAAUUCAUAGAAAUAAAACAUUUUAUUUCACUACAAAUAGUCAAAUACGAACAUUUAGGUAAAAGAAAAAUAAAAAGAAAAGAAAAAUCAUCCAUACUCUUACACUCCUAUUUCUCUUCUUUGCCUAGUAACCUAAUCAUAAUUCCUUUUCCAAGAACAAGAAAUGGAGGGGCGAUAAGGCCGAUAACCGAUAAGCCCUUCCACGGCUCCACCAGUGGUUUGUGGAGGUGGGGUGGGGUGGGGUAAGGGGGUGGGGGGAGGCAGCCACUAGUCAGGCAGGUAGUUUAGAAGUCAUCGUAAAUAGGGCCAAUAGGAGGUGGACCAUGGCUGACCAAGCAGGGUCAGAGUGCCCUAACUCAACCAACAAAACUCCUUUAACAGAAGGUAAUCGGGGAAGGUCAAGUAACCAUUUACAACCACACAACAAACUAUUACAACUUGAGGGAUCA